Molecule: messenger RNA, 678 nt
Organism: Botrytis sinoallii
Lineage: Eukaryota; Fungi; Ascomycota; Leotiomycetes; Helotiales; Sclerotiniaceae
Exons: 3
Coding region: 1-678 (225 amino acids)
Source: RefSeq, a predicted model, not a curated record
AUGGGCUAUCCCGGAAAAGAACGACAGCAGCAGCUUCGCGCUGCGAAAGGCGCAAAGGGAAAGAAGGUUAUCAGAGAAGAGAGACGUGCGGCUCGAGCUGGUAGUUCUCAAGGCUCUUCUUCUUCUUCUGCAACGGGUCCAUCAUUCGGUGCCGCGACUGCUGACUUCUCGGCGCAGCAAAAACUGGUGUUUCGUCCUCGAGUUACAGCCACCGAUUCUGCUGCAUCGACCUCUGCUGCUAGUGCUGCUGCCCCCUCAACCAACCAAGCCCCACUAGCCGAUGAUGCCUCUCGCUCGCAUGCUGCAUCUCAACAACCCUUCGCCGCUAGAAUCGCUGCUGUCGCAGCACGACGUACUGGUGGUCGCCACCACAGACGAAGUCGAGUUCCGAACGAGAAGGAACGCUUGUCUCGCCGUAGUGUAUUUCAAGAUCUUACCGCUGUUCCUUUGGCUGCACUUGGCCUCGGUCACAAUCUUGGGGGGUCUGUCGCUGCUGAUAUAGUCGGAAAUUGGCCUUCAGAGGUUCUUGGGGAGGAGCUUCUUGGUAGUGAUGAUGAAGAGGAAGAGGACAUGGAAGAUGAUGAUGAUGGAUCAGAAGAUAUAGAGGAUGAUGAUGACGAGGAGAUGGCAGACGUAGGAUAUGACUCGGAUAUUUACGACAGUGAUGGAAACGAGUAG